Messenger RNA from Drosophila guanche, 2141 nucleotides. RefSeq names its product 5'-nucleotidase domain-containing protein 1 (gene Nt5a). Bases 133 to 1752 code for a protein of 539 amino acids. NCBI's taxonomy places the organism in Eukaryota, Metazoa, Arthropoda, Insecta, Diptera, Drosophilidae. Gene Ontology annotation, molecular function: 5'-nucleotidase activity. The record is from RefSeq and is a predicted model, not a curated record. The transcript has a single exon.
AAGAUGGGUGGAGAGUAGAACAAAAAACACGCAAAAAAAAUAUAAGAAAACAAAGAUAGGAAAAAUGUGCAAUCUUUUGUUAAUUUUAGAAAAUCAAUUCUGGGAAUGAGAUGUGCUAGCGGAUAAGAUAUAAUGCAGGCCUUGGGCAGAUCGGGCCACUGUCUGGGUGCCAGUUCCAGCUCGAUUCUUUACGCCACAUCAACAAAAACAAACGCACACUCACAAAGAUGUCGAACAGAUGUUCUAUGCCGAUUACGUAAUUAUGUGAAUUUGGCGCAAAAUUCAAUGCCAAUGUUGGGAGACCCAGUAGCAGCAGAAAUAGCCGCAGAACGUGAACGCUUUCCCCAGACGCCGCGACGACUUUUGCACAGUUUUGCUGCCCCUCGGUAUUCGCGUUACUCGGCCAGCACCAUCAUGACGUCCUACUGCAAGGAGCUGCACCUCAAGGACUAUGACAUCAUCGGCUUUGAUCUGGACGGCACUCUGCUGCGCUACGAUCUCACCAAUAUGUCGGCCCUCAUUUACAAAGUGCUGAAGCGAUAUUUGGUCGAGAACAAAGGCUACUCCGCUGCACUGCUGGAUCUGCCCAUGGAUCUGGACUUUCUGCAGAAGGGCCUGUUCCUGGAUGGGCCACGUGGCAAUAUCCUGAAACUGAGCAGCGAGGCACAGAUCCUGCGAGCCACCCAUGGCACGCGGCAGCUGAGCGACCAGGAAAUCGUCGCCAUCUAUGGCCCAGAACGACAAUGGGCGAUCACCACAUCAUUCUACAAGGAUCCGCUGUCCACCUGGAAUGGUGCGGCCUCCGAGCAGAUGCGCUCCCUGCUGGACUACUUCGAUACGCCCAGUGCGCUGGUGUUUGCCCAGGCGGUGGAUGUGGUGGACAAGCAGAGCGGCUCCCAGCCAGAGGAGUACGAAGUGUGGCGCGAUCUGCAGGCCGGACUGAUGCACAUUUUCAGCAGAGAUCACUUCUCGAAUGACAGCAGUCUGUACUUCAAGGGCAUGCGGGAGGAUACACCAAAGUAUGUCCUGUGCACGGACAGCUGCGUUCUGGACUGGCUGUCGGCGCUGAGGAAAUCCGGCAAGAAACUCUUCCUGCUGACGGGCUCCAACAUUGAUUUUGCCAAUAUGACGGCCACCCAGGCACUGGGCAAGAACUGGCGGGAGUAUUUCGACUUUGUGGUGACCUACGCCAAGAAGCCGGGAUUCUUCACCAUUCAGCGUCCCUUCCUGCAGGUGGAUGUGAGGGAACUGAAGGAGCUGGCCAACACGGAGCUGCCGCAGGAUGCAGGCGUACUCAAGCCAGGGGAGAUCUACUCGCAGGGCAACUGGCAUCAGCUGCAUGGGGCACUCGCCAAGCUGCUCAACAAAGAGACGGCACAGGCCAAAGCUCUGUACUUUGGCGACAACAUCAUUCAGGAUGUCUACACACCCGUAAAGCAUCGCGACUUUGAUGCCGUCGCCAUUGCCGAGGAGCUGCUGAUGGAGGAGAAGAAUUAUCCGUAUUUCGCCGAGUUGGACUCUCAGCUGUGGGGCUCGUACUUUGCCAUCGGCUGCCAGCCCACACUUUGGUCGAAUUUUAUCAGCAACUUUGCCCAGAUCUGUGUGCCCUCCAUGAAGGAGCUGGCCCAGUUGGAGCCCGCCCAGCGCAUCGUUUGCACCAAUCCGUAUGGCUUUUCGCCCAAGCUGCCCAAAGAGCUGGAGACGGUGAAUCCGACAAGCUGCUGGCAGGGCGGCACAGGGAGUGCCCAGUGAGUGACAACACCAACCCACCUCACUUAUCAUCGUCUGCUGGUGACAAUAAACGAUCAAUGAACCUCCCCCCAAGGCCUUCGACUCGCAGAUAAUCUAUGCCGCUGCAUCUCAUCAAAAAUUCUAAAGUCACACAACAAAUAUUUUGUCCUCAGUGCGCGACAUAAUGCUAAGCACAUGGACAAACAAAUGUAUCCGUACAUUUAUUGUAUGUUUAUGUUUAUGGAAUAGAAUAUACGACAAUUUUUUAGCUACAAUUUAUACAUAUAAUUACACCAAACGAAAUUUCUAUAAUAUACUACCGAAACGCAGUGUACAUGCUUAAAUUAAACUUUGACCUUCACUUUGUAUAAAUAUAUCAUGCAUAAACAGAAGCAAAUUGCAUAAACAAA